CAACGUCUUAUUGAGCCAAGAUCUUCCUUUGAUGGAUGAACGGGCCCACAGGUCUCAGGCCCCAGGGCCCAAAGUGUCAGCGGGCCCUCCUCGCCUUCACCUACAAAAGAUCACUCAAAGAGAUGGAUAGCAACCAGGAAGACACUCAAAAAACUCACAAAGAAACAGAAAAAACUACAAAGAGGAACACAAUGACUACAAAAAGACACGAAAUUACCAAAAAGAGACUAAAUGUUUACAAAACGACACAAAAUGAAUACAAAGAGUCACAAAAUGACCACACACACAAUAAAGCCUACCACAAAGAGACAAAACCAUGAAAAUAUGCAUGUCAAAUACAAAGUCUGUGUGUUUUGCUGCUUUGUUGGUAUCUUCUAAUCUGAUGGGUAAAAGAUGAAAAUAAUUUGCAUUGAUGUCGCCUAUAAUACUGUAAGGAAUUCAGGAAAUCAGAAAGGUUAUACAUUGAUUUUUGUACUAUUUAGGCACUGUGAAUGUAAACAAACCACAUAUCAUAUAUGUAUAUAUAUAUAUUAUACAGAGCCUUCUCCUUCACCCUUCAGAUUGUGUCUCUGAUAACGGAUACUUCAUGUAUGCUGACUUUUGGUGUGCCAUGUACUCCAGAGAGCGGGCGCAGGUGGAGUAUCUGGUCGACUAGUAUUUCAACAAAGAGUUUAUGAUGCAGUACAACAGCAGGGUGGGGAACUGGACCGGCUUCACUCCCGCUGGGUUGAUCUCUGCGUCGAUGUUGAAUGAAGACAAACAUGACGUUCUGCAGAGGAAAGUGGAGAGGCAGCAGAUAUGUGUCAACAACGUCGGUUUGAUAUUCAACACAACUGAGGAGAACAUGGCUGAACCCCGCGUCACUCUCGGGCAGACCAGCAGCUCCAGUCCCGACAGCAUGCUGGUGUGCAGCGUUUACGACUUCUACCCCAAACAUAUCAGGGUAGCGUGGUACCGGAACGGACAGGAAGUGACCUCGGGCGUGACCUCCAGUGAGGUGAUGACAAAUGGAGACUGGACCUAUCAGGUGCACUCUUACCUGGAGUUCACGCCAGGCCGGCGGUACAAGGUCAGCUGCAUGGUGGAGCACGCCAGCCUCAGAGAGCCCAAGAUUUAUAACUGGGAUUCUUCCUUAACUCAGUCUAAGAGGAGCUACCUGAUUGGUGGACUUUGUACUCUGCUGCUGGGAGCUGUGUUUCUGUCCUCGGGACUGAUCCGCUACAGAAGGAAGAGCUGCGACCCCCGACUGUCAGGCACUUUAUAA
Messenger RNA from Cottoperca gobio, 1264 nucleotides. Its product is annotated as SLA class II histocompatibility antigen, DQ haplotype D beta chain-like. The record is from RefSeq and is a predicted model, not a curated record. Gene Ontology annotation, biological process: immune response; antigen processing and presentation. Bases 674 to 1264 code for a protein of 196 amino acids. NCBI's taxonomy places the organism in Eukaryota, Metazoa, Chordata, Actinopteri, Perciformes, Bovichtidae. The transcript has 3 exons. Gene Ontology annotation, cellular component: membrane; MHC class II protein complex.